Molecule: messenger RNA, 2417 nt
Organism: Hydractinia symbiolongicarpus
Lineage: Eukaryota; Metazoa; Cnidaria; Hydrozoa; Anthoathecata; Hydractiniidae
Exons: 12
Coding region: 583-2310 (575 amino acids)
Molecular function (GO): protein binding
Source: RefSeq, a predicted model, not a curated record
UACACUACACAUUUACUUUUCCCUUAUCUAUUUUAGUGGGAGUGAUUGCAGGCCUGGGUUUGUUCUGGAUACUGUGUCUUACCUGAUCAGGGUCUUACCUGAUCAAGUAAGAGGCAGCAUCCAGGGGGGGACAAACCUACCAUUCCGCGCUUAGCUCUCAUUGAGGACGGAGGUAUCUAAAAUGACGGAGGUAUCUAAAAGUCGAAGAAAGAAGACUAAAAUUGAAGAGCUCUUGCUUUGACAGCUAAGUCCUUUUGAGUUAUUAUAUAUUGUACUGUCUUCUUGACUUCAUUUAUAUUAUUUUAUUAGCUAGUUAUUAUUUAUUAGUAAAUUAUUGUUUUUUGUUAAUAAAUUGUUUUUAUCCCAGUCAGUUUUUAUCCAUCCAUCAUCAAAUAUGGUAGCUUUGCUGUGUUGUGUGUUCCUACUGCAACUGCUUUGUAAAAGAGCUCAAAACUGAAGCAACAUGAUUUGAUAAAUUUCCUCUUGACUUGCAAAGUAACGACUUUUAUAACAACGCUCUUAGAGGGUAAUGAUAACCUGAAAGCACUACAGGAAAACAACUUAAAUUCUUCCGUUACGUACAUGACUCUGGUGCUAAUAAAAAGAAUAUUGGAACAUACAGGUCACAAACAAACAAGCCAUAGUAACCAACUCUUGAAUGGAAAUGUUGUGGAGAUGUUGUUGGAUAUAUUGAACAGUAGUGAAAAAAACUUGUGUAUGGUGGCUGCAGUUGAUAUCUUAUGCUGUUUUUCUUUGCAGCACAGAGAAGCCUGUGAACGGAUUUCAAAGAGCAAUGGGCUUGUUACAUUGUCUCAGUUUAUAAAGAAAGAUGAUGCUCAAAAAAUGCUACUUUCUUCUGGAAUUGAAAAAGAUUUUUUUUGCUUUGAUGAUCACAUGUUUGCAUAUAAUUUUUACCAUAUUGAAUGCUGUGUGAAUUUUGAGGAAAAGGAAUGGAAGGUACCUGAGACAAUCAAUAGAGAAUCGGGUGUACUGUUGCUACAAAUUGGAUUUGAACUAAAGAAAGCAUCAAUGAAAAUCCUAAUGCAGAUUGCUGAUUUAAACAACAGAUUUCGAUUACUUCUGUAUAACCAGGAACGAUGCAUGAAGCCAAUAUUAAGUUGGUUGAGUAAUCCAGCGUGCCAUCCAUCCACACAUAUCAUGUUCCAGUUUUCAUCACAUAUCAUCUCCAACUUGUUGCUUAGUGAGGAGAUCGCCAUAAAACUCAUCAACAAUAAUAACCUGAUCAAUACGUUGGAUGUGGGAUUGUAUUCUGCUGGCUGGCACAUUUCUCGUCAAUUUCAAAUGCUUGUACAUGGUAUUGCAAAACAGGGUGGUACAGUUCGAGAGAAAUUGGCUGAAAACAAGGGUAUUUUUGAAGCCUUGGUGUGUCAAAUGUAUUCAAUAGACGAAGACGUGCAGCCAGCCCUCAUUGCUCUGGUAGCGGAACUUGCUCAGGGCCGAAAGACAGCUACUGAAUUACACAAGGCUGGGUGCACACCACAACUGUUAAUUGACACAGGACAUUUUUACGGCCAUUCGUAUAGAAGACAAAUCGAGCGUGCUCGUUGUGGUUUUGUGAAGCAUGUAAAAAGUUGGCGCAAAGAGGAACGGUUAAUUAGAAGCGAGCGCAAUGAAGAUAGCUUAACCAUUCGUCAUCAAGUUGAGAAUUUAAAAAAUAAUGGUAACGAUGAAUUUAAAAAGCAAAAGUAUGAGCGCGCUGUCGAGUUCUAUACACAGGCGUUAAAGAUUUGCCCUGUUCGUAUUAAAUGUCCUGAUGGGGAGAAUUGUCCGUCUUGGGAUCCGAGAAUGGGUGUCGGCAAUGACGUUCACCAUUGGUGGGUUCUUCCAGCUACCCUAUUUGCAAACAGAGCUCAGUGUCAUCUUCAAAUGGGAAAAUGGCAGGAGUGUAUCCGUGAUAGCACUAGAUCCAUUUGUUCCUGUUGGAUACCCUGUGACGAGGGUGGACCCACCCGAAGUAGUAUCUUCUUAAAGGCUGUCUACAGGAGAGCGCGUGCUUGGUAUGAGAUGGAAGACUACUUAAAAGCGCUCAAUGACAUAUCGUGCUGUCAUGAGUUGGAACCAAAUGAUCAAAUGUUUACUGAUAUGUAUAAGGAGUGCCUUUUGCUGUAUCGCAAGUACUACAGACGAGAGCUUGUCCGUCAUUGUGGAAACUGCGGUGCUGGGGAAGGUAUUCAACUACGAAGAUGUGCCGGCUGUUGUGAGGUGUACUGCUCAAAAAAAUGUCAAACGACUGAUUGGACUGCCGGUCAUAAAGAGCUGUGCGCGAAAUUCUCGACAGCUGAAGAAUGAUUCUUGCUGGAAAUUUUCUUCAUAUUUUUGUAUUUUUUCAUUUUUUUCAUUUUUUUUUGUAUCUUUAUGUAAUUUCUUUUAACCGCGGAAUAUAUUAUCACGUGUUA